CUCACACUCAACAAAUACACCAACUGCCCAUCCUCCUCCUCCUCCUCCUCCAUCCCCCAAAAUUCCCUUUGCUCUCUGCUUUCUGCUCUCUGUAUAUCCUUCUGAAUUCGUCUGGCAAUUCGACUAGGACCAGAUCAGAUGGCUCUAGAAGCUCUCAACUCACCUAGAACGGCAACUCCUUCACUCCACUAUGACGACAUGGACCUGCACUGUCUUGAGCCAUGGGCCAAGCGCAAGCGGACCAAGCGCCCUCGUCUCGAGAACCCACCCACCGAGGAAGAGUAUCUCGCUCUCUGCCUCAUCAUGCUCGCUCGUGGCGGUGCAGGUGCUACGAUCUCCGGCGGCGGUGCCCUCUCCAAUCACCGCAUCCACUCCCCUCCUCCCCCACCGCCCGCGUUGAAGCUCAAUUACAAGUGUACCGUCUGCAACAAAGCCUUUGGUUCCUACCAAGCCCUUGGGGGGCACAAGGCCAGUCACCGCAAGCUCACUGGAAACGACGACCAGUCCUCCUCCUCCACUACCACCACCACCACUACAAGCUCUACAGUCAAUCCAGGUGGAAGAACCCACGAGUGUUCUAUUUGCCACAAGUCCUUUCCAACCGGACAAGCCUUGGGUGGGCACAAACGCUGUCACUACGAUGGUGGUAACACCAACAGCAGUGUCACGUUGUCGUCGGACGCUGCUGCCCCGAGCCACAGCCUCCGCGGUUUCGACCUGAAUUUGCCGGCCUUGCCUGAAUUCAACGGCGCUGUCGGUGGAAAGAAAUCCGAGAUAUUUGGCGAGGAAGAGGUGGAGAGUCCUCUGCCUAUGAAGAAGCCGCGUCUAUUGAUUCCGGCCGACGAGACUAGUUCUCAAGAUCAGUAGAAAUUAGAUGGAUGAUUUGAUCUCCCAUUAUUUGUUAUUUCUUUUAGUUUUUAAUAUCUUUAGUGGGGUUAAAAAUUGUUUCUGUACAGAGAAUUUCAUUCUUUGUAAGACUAAAAUCUCCCUUGGUUUGGAAAGGUCAAAUUUUUUUUUAUUUAA
This is a messenger RNA of Nelumbo nucifera (sacred lotus), 1023 nucleotides long. Its product is annotated as zinc finger protein ZAT10. NCBI's taxonomy places the organism in Eukaryota, Viridiplantae, Streptophyta, Magnoliopsida, Proteales, Nelumbonaceae. Gene Ontology annotation, molecular function: transcription cis-regulatory region binding; DNA-binding transcription factor activity. Gene Ontology annotation, cellular component: nucleus. Gene Ontology annotation, biological process: regulation of DNA-templated transcription. The record is from RefSeq and is a predicted model, not a curated record.